Messenger RNA from Sclerotinia sclerotiorum 1980 UF-70, 1350 nucleotides. RefSeq lists its product as hypothetical. The transcript has 3 exons. Gene Ontology annotation, cellular component: transcription factor TFIIE complex. The record is from RefSeq and is a predicted model, not a curated record. Bases 1 to 1350 code for a protein of 449 amino acids. Gene Ontology annotation, biological process: transcription initiation at RNA polymerase II promoter; transcription open complex formation at RNA polymerase II promoter. Lineage: Eukaryota; Fungi; Ascomycota; Leotiomycetes; Helotiales; Sclerotiniaceae.
AUGGAUCUCGCUCAAAUGCUGGUGCGCUCUUGUAUGCGCUCGUUUUACGACACAAAACAUAUCCUUGUGAUUGAUGCGCUCGUCAUUCAUUCUGCCUUGCGCGAUGAUGAUUUGGCAUAUCUGAUGAGCAUAAAUACGAAAGAGCUUCACAAGCUUUGUGGAAAAUUGAAGGAGGAUCGAUUUCUUGCAGUGCAUUCGCGCCCAGAGAUCAGAGAAGGUCAACAACGCCCGAUUAAUCGAACCUACUAUUAUAUUGACUACCGCGCAACAAUCGAUGCGAUCAAAUGGAGAGUCUACCUGAUAGACAAGGCGGUCCAAGGAAAUACUGUGCCGGAUGAUGAGAGAAAGGAAUAUUUUUGCCCUCGAUGCAAAUCGGAAUGGACCAUGUUCGAGGUUUUGGACAAGAGAAACCACGAAGGCUUUUUAUGUCACAAAUGCGAUUUUCUUCUAGUACACGAUCCCGAUAACAACCGUGGUGGACAUGAGCAGUCCUCAAAACUCAAUGCCCAAUUCAGAUUCAUCACCGACCUACUCCCAAAAAUCGAUCAGGUAGUCAUCCCUGAAAAUACAUUCGAGCAAGCUCUUGCUUCAGCUCGCAAAGUUGUUAGAGAUGAGGCCAAUCCUGGGAGCGAAACCGCACCCGUUACUCUCUCCUCGGAGAGACCAACUGCUGUUCGUGGUCUGGAUAACACUGGACCAACGUCUAUUUCAGUUACUUUGACGAAUGGAGAAGGGCCUACAGCUGCAGAUAUCGCCGCUGAACACGCUCGCAAAGAAAAGACGGCUCUUCAGAAUGCCUUGCCCCAGCAUUUUACUCACAGUACAAUCACCGGAGAACAGGUCAAGUUUGGUAACCAGCCUAUUGUCUCUGCUGGACCUGCAGUUGAUAUCAAUAAAAAGGAUAUCAAACCUGACACUGAAGGCACGGAUGACGGUGCUGAAAUCGAUGAUUACUUUGCGCAACUGAAGGCAGCACAAGCCAAGGAAGCUGAGCAAGAGCAAGAUGAAGAGUACGAAACGGACGAUGAUGAAGAGGAAGGUUUUGAGGACGUCAUUCCCAAUGGUACCACAUCCGGCGCCGCUACUCCAGCUAGCUCAGUCGGGGGUACAGACUCUAAACCUAGUGUGACGAGUGGUAGUGGUCUCAGUGGCGUUUUGAAGCAUUCGCGAAAUGAAAGUGUUUCUGCGAGUGGAACGAGUACAGGUGCAGCAAGUCCGGUAACAGGACCGAAUACACCGAAUGAGGAUAGACCAGCAAAGAAAGUUAGAAUUGAGGAACCAGCUCCAGCAGCACCGAUCAUAAAAGAUGAAGAGGAGAGUGAGGAGGAUAUGGAGUUUGAGGACGUUUAA